Uranotaenia lowii is the source of this 495-nucleotide messenger RNA. RefSeq lists its product as uncharacterized. The record is from RefSeq and is a predicted model, not a curated record. Lineage: Eukaryota; Metazoa; Arthropoda; Insecta; Diptera; Culicidae. The coding region runs from base 1 to 495 and encodes 164 amino acids. The transcript has a single exon.
AUGAAGUUGUUCGUGGUCAGUGGAGUUGUGUUGUUAGGAGUGUUGGCGUCGUUAAGUCAGGCUGAGGAACAAGUGGUCGUUUUGGAGGAUGCUGCCCAGCUCCCGGAGCUGGAUCGUGUGAAACGACAGUUUGGAGGAGGCCUGUUGGGAGCUUUGGGAUUGGGUGGAGGAGGCUUUAAUUCCGGCUAUGGUCACGGCCAUGGUGGUUAUCAGCAAGGUUACGGAGGCCAUGGUGGACAUGGAGGUCAUGGAGGAUACCAGCAAGGAUAUGGAGGACAUGGCCAUGGUGGUCAUGGAGGUGGUCAUGGAGGAUAUGAACAUGGUCAUGGUCAUGGCGGCUAUGGUGGAGGUCAUGGUGGACACGGAGGUCACGGAGGUGGUCACGGAUACGAGCAUGGCCAUGGACACGGGGGUCAUGGUGGUGGUCAUGGAUACGAACAUGGACACGGUCAUGGACAUGGUUAUGAGCAUGGGCACGGACAUCACCGGGGUUAA